AUGGGAAAGUCUGGAGGUGAUAAAGGUCAAGGAAAGGGAAGGCAGCACCGAGGAAAGAGGAAGAUUCUGAGCGAAAUCGAUCUGAACACCAUCAAGCCGUCUACCCGGUAUUUGGGUAGUCGAGUUAAUGUUAAUGCAACCCUAGUUCCUUCUCGUGAAACCAGAAGACAGACAAUUUAUGUUGUUAUGACCUUUUCACAUACCUAUGAUUCUUUGCUCAAAGCAGACGAAAGUUCUUGCACAAGGUGUCUUCGAAGUUCACCUCUGGGUGCACUGCUCCUUAUGAUUCUCGUCUUUCUUGGAGCAACAGCUUUCGGAGUUGGAACGAUCUUUGGACGUAAACGUCUUUAUGAAUUACUGGAAGUCGAUCACUUGUAA
Molecule: messenger RNA, 378 nt
Organism: Rodentolepis nana
Lineage: Eukaryota; Metazoa; Platyhelminthes; Cestoda; Cyclophyllidea; Hymenolepididae
Source: the annotation of a GenBank genome assembly